This is a messenger RNA of Scedosporium apiospermum, 306 nucleotides long. RefSeq lists its product as uncharacterized. Bases 1 to 306 code for a protein of 101 amino acids. The transcript is spliced from 2 exons. NCBI's taxonomy places the organism in Eukaryota, Fungi, Ascomycota, Sordariomycetes, Microascales, Microascaceae. The record is from RefSeq and is a predicted model, not a curated record.
AUGCUCCCGCAUGAAGCUGCCUUCAUUUUUGGGACAUCUCUAUCGGGGUCCCCUGCCACGACAGAAGAUGAUGUCUUUGAGCUGGACGGCGCCGGUCUUGAUGAGAGCGGCGUUGAUCUCCCCUCUCCUUCAAAGGUCUUGCCUUUUCAGUACGAGGAUUGCGGCCUGGAAGAUAUGAUUACGAUGGUCUCCACGCUCAUUGAGGAUACUAUCCUCCACAAUGACGACGGCGCAACCAAUACUUGUUACGGCCAGGAAUUCCCAUCAGAGCCUACGUCUCUCGCCUCGCCACCCAUGCUAGGCUAG